Molecule: messenger RNA, 7069 nt
Organism: Motacilla alba alba
Lineage: Eukaryota; Metazoa; Chordata; Aves; Passeriformes; Motacillidae
Gene: ZC3H12B
Product: zinc finger CCCH-type containing 12B
Exons: 6
Coding region: 609-3113 (834 amino acids)
Cellular component (GO): cytoplasmic ribonucleoprotein granule; nucleus
Molecular function (GO): metal ion binding; RNA endonuclease activity; mRNA binding
Source: RefSeq, a predicted model, not a curated record
GGUGCUCCCGCCGCUGCUCGGGGUGCUCCCGCCGCUGCCCGGGGUGCUCCCGCCGCUGCCCGGGGUGCCCCUGCCGCCCUUCGCGCAGCGGGAGCGGCGGCCGCCUGGUGUGGCGCGUCCCUCUCCGCUGCGGGGCCGCUGCCCUUGGCCGCUGCCGCCUGCCCCGCAGUGGCCGCACGCCGGGCGAGGGGACGCGAGGCCUUCGCCGGGACCCAUCGCAGCAUCCUCGCCCAGCCCGCGGCAGCGCGCUCAGAGCCCGCCGGCGGCCGUGGCAGGGCACGGGGAGCGGCCUGGGCAGUGGGGUACGGAGCCGGGAGAUUCUCCAUCGUUUAGUAAUUGAAAGCUGCAAGGAGAGAUUGCAAAGGAUGAGUUAGCACGCUCUUUGAGAAGGUGUUCGUGUCUGAACAAAAGAACAAUGCAAGAAACUUGCAUUAACGAAGAAAGGAACUUCAUGUUGGUGUUGCUUAUGCCAGAAUAUAGUAAGCAAGGCAAAUUAGCUCCAGCCUUGUGUAAACUUCUAAUUGGCCAACAUGAUGCAAUUAAGCAUGGAUUCCAGGUGGCUUUGGAAAUGAAAGAGAACUGAGCGCUCUGGCUGGAAGCUGAACGUGAUGACGGCCUGGUCUAUGGUAGGGAAGCUGAAAAUGGAGAAGAGGCACUCCAGAGAAGACAGAAAUGUGGAACAAGACGCAGGGGAAUGCAGUGCUGAAUCUGAGGAAUGGACGAGCUCAGAAAGUGAGCCUGAGCAACCAUACUUCAGAGGCAGUACUCAGUGGAGAGAAAAGGAGGUUUCCACCAAACCGCAUCGGCCGCUCUGCCGGUCCCCAUGCCUGGAUCGCCCAAGCUUUUCACAGAGCAGCAUCACACAAGACUUGAAGCUAGAUGAAUGCAAAACAAAUUUGGACAAGGAAUACCAAGCUAAAAUGGAUUUUGCUUUAAAGCUUGGGUAUGCAGGAGAUCAGAUCCAGGCUGUACUGAAUAAGCUGGGAGCAGAUGCGCUCAUCAAUGAUGUUCUAGCAGAGCUUGUGAGACUUGGCAACAAAAGUGAAUCGGAGGGACAAAGCACUGCCAGCAGUACCACUGGUACUCUGGUGUCAAGAGGCCCUUGCCCAAAGGAAAUAGCAAGCCCUGAAUUGUCACUGGAAGAUGAAGUGGUGGAUAACAGUGAUAACUUGAGGCCAAUUGUCAUUGAUGGAAGCAAUGUCGCUAUGAGCCAUGGGAACAAAGAAGGAUUUUCCUGCCGGGGAAUUCAACUAGCUGUUGAUUGGUUUCUGGAAAAAGGACAUAAAGAUAUCACUGUGUUUGUACCUGCAUGGAGAAAAGAACAGUCUCGACCUGAUGCACCAAUUACAGAUCAAGAAAUCUUACGUAAAUUGGAGAAAGAAAAAAUUCUUGUUUUCACCCCAUCUCGAAGAGUUCAGGGAAGAAGAGUAGUUUGCUAUGAUGAUCGAUUCAUAGUAAAACUUGCUUUCGACUCAGAUGGCAUCAUUGUGUCAAAUGAUAACUAUCGGGACCUUCAAAAUGAAAAACCAGAAUGGAAGAAGUUCAUAGAGGAGCGGCUGCUAAUGUAUUCUUUUGUGAAUGACAAAUUUAUGCCUCCAGAUGAUCCUUUAGGACGUCAUGGUCCAAGCCUUGAAAAUUUCUUAAGAAAAAGGCCAGUUAUUCCUGAACAUAAGAAACAACCGUGUCCUUAUGGUAAAAAGUGCACCUAUGGGCACAAAUGUAAAUAUUACCACCCAGAACGUGCAAACCAGCCUCAAAGGUCAGUAGCGGAUGAGCUUCGAAUAAGUGCCAAAUUAUCUGCUGUGAAAACUAUGAGUGAGGGAGCCUUGGCCAAAUGUGGCACAGGGCCAUCCAGCUCCAAAGGAGAAAUCAGUUCUGAAGUGAAACGCAUUGCCCCAAAACGUCAGUCAGAUCCAAGCAUUAGGUCAGUAGCUGUGGAGCCUGAGGAAAAGUUAUCAGCAGCCCGGAAGUCCGAGGCCAGCUCUGUCCCGUCUCUGGUUUCUGCAUUAAGUGUGCCAACGCUCCCUCCACCAAAAAGCCAUGCAGCUGGUGCAUUAAAUACUCGUUCUGCAAGCAGCCCGGUGCCAGGUUCCUCACAGUUCGUACAUCAGAAAUCCUCACUGGAACAUAUGUCCAGUGUGCAAUAUCCUCCUAUACUAGUCACCAAUAGCCAUGGCACCUCAGUUAGCUAUAUUGACCAGUAUCCCAAAUAUGACUCACUGGGGGACCAUGGCUAUUACUCCUUACUCAGUGAUUUCUCCAACUUAAGCAUAAGUAGUAUCCGUAACUCAGAUUAUUACGGGGCUGAUAUGGACCAGGGGAUGUAUUCUAGAAACUCAAGCCCCUGUCCUGACAAUUGCUUAAGCCAUACAAGUAAUGAUUCUUAUUCCUCUUACAAUGACUUGUAUCUGGGUGUAGCAGAUGCCAGUCCAGAAGACAAUGUGAAGAGCCACAGACUGCCAUCGAAAAAUCGUCUUCAGCCUUUCCCUCAUGGUUACCAUGAAGCCUUAAAUAGAGGUCAGAGUUACGGACCCGAAGAGCCUAAGCAAUCCCUUCGCAAACAGUCAGUUUCCCACUUAGGCCUACAUGCCCAGCAUCCAGUUGUUGGAGCACGGUCCAGUUGUCCAGGAGAAUACCCUGUGCCUCAAAACGUUCAUCCGUCAACUGCACAACCAAGCCGUGCCUUGGUGAUGACAAGAAUGGACAGUAUUUCUGACUCUCGGCUUUAUGAGAGUAACCCUACCAGGCAGAGACGCCCGCCUCUGUGUCGAGAGCAGCACGCCAGCUGGGAUCCAUUGCCGUGUGCGUCAGACUCGUACGCUUACCACUCGUAUCCGCUGAGUAACAACCUCAUGCAGCCGUGUUACGAACCUGUCAUGGUGAGAAGCAUGCCUGAGAAGAUGGAACAGCUCUGGAGAAAUCCCUGGAUUGGGAUAUGUGGUGAGCCACGGGAACCUCAUAUCAUCCCAGAACAUCAGUAUCAAACGUACAAGAACCUCUGCAAUAUUUUCCCUCCGAGCGUUGUCCUUUCUGUGAUGGAAAAGAAUCCCCACAUGACAGAUGCACAACAGCUGGCAGCUAUGAUUGUUGCCAAAUUAAGAACAGGGCGCUAGAGCAGUACAGCCUCUUUUGGAUAAAUGAACCUGUACAGCACUUAGGACCCAGAGGAAAACUGACAUGAAGGAAGAGGCCAAUCUAUUGUAAAUAUUUUCUACUAAGAUAGUAUAAAGUUCUGUACACAGUAGCAACCAUAUAUAUGCUGAGGCACUAUAUAAAAGUUGAUUGUAUUGCAAAUUUUAAGAUUUUAAAUAUAGGGAUUUUUAAUAGUAUUUUAUAGGAAAUGCAUACCUUGCUGCAUGGAUAGCUCACUAAGAACUAUAAUGUCACAAUCAGUGUCUCAAAGCUGUUACUACAAAAUUAGUGUUAGCAAUUAUAUUGCAUGUAUUAGUGUACACUUACAAUUUGCUUAUAAACACCUAGUCGGCCUCUAAAAGUAUGCUCUAUACACACCCAGAUGACUUUUAGGGUUUCAGCUUUGUCAUUUGACACUGCCUACUGGCAUCUUAAGUACUGAAGAAAAAGUAAACUUGCUAAAAAUUAAAAUUGUUUAUAAAAGGAAAAACUGAUUUCAGAUUUUCAAUGUCAGCAUGGUUGUUGAUACUUAAAUUUCAGAACUGUCCCUCAAAAGUUUGAAUAACUAUUAUUAAAUUGUUCAAUAUGUUGGCUCAAUCCAACAGAGGCCAAAUACUUUAUUAAAUUAGGACCAAAACAUUAAGGAAUGUAAAGGCAUGAGUGCCAUUCAGUAAACUGAAACUUUAACUGUAGCUUCUCUCCAGAAUCUCCUCUCAAACGUGCAGUAAGCAGCUGCUGGCCCAAAUAACUAGACAAGCUGAAAAUAAAUUGUCAGUAUUAUGUAAACUGGAUUACUCAACUUGAAGCAGCAAAAACUGGAUGUUAACAUGGAAGUUCAUCAGUAACUGCAGCCCUUCCCGUGGGAGCAAGGAUGGUGUUUGAGUGAGCCUGACAUUCCAGGUGGCUGUACAAGAUCAUCUUCAAAAAGGGUGCGGGGGGAAGGCUGCUUCUUGAAAAGAGAUGCUCCAGUUUGGGUUUGUGGCAAAGCUGUCCUGGUUUUUGCUCUUCAGAUCCACGCAAAGGUGUGCAUUUGCCUCGUGAAGGCUUUUAGAGUUCCUGUUUCAACAGGUGAGAUAAUUUUGUGUGGCAUUGUUUGCGCAACUGGUAUCUUGCUCAGGGUGGGAACCUUUGUAGCUAAAUGUCUCCAAAAGAGGCGUUUAUUGGUUUUUUUAAGCUGCACUGACUGUACGCCCUUUUUUGAAUCCACUGUAUAUUUCAACAUUUUGAACCAUGACUAACUCGACAUGGCUCGAGCUAGGACUUGUUGACUUCUACUGUAGUUUUUUUCAUGAAAGUUGAGAAGGCCUGGUUUAUGGCCUUUUGUUUCUUCAUGAGAAGGUGUGACACUGCCUAAAUGUUUCUUACUGUGAAACACACAGAACGUGAGGCUGCAGUCAGGGUUGUUUCUGGUGUUUUGAUAAUGGCUUGCAUGCUGCUUUCUAGUUAUCUGUUUGUCUGAGAAACAAAGUUUAUCAUUUCCUCCACUUGUGUUACUGUAGUGGUUGGUUUGAUUCAGAAUAUCUUGUGGGCUCUUUAUCAUGUGCAAAAUAGGUUCCUGUCAUAUAAAAAACCCACCAAAUGAACCAACAAGAAACCACAAUUAUGGGUGCAACUACAGUUAAUUUACUGACAUUUGGUAACUGUAUCAUUUCACACAGGAUAAAUUUUCUUGUGUUGGUACAGGUGAUGUAUAUAAUGACUAUGUCAUUAUGUAUCUGAAAUGAAGUAACUUGAAGGUGAUUCUCUACUUGGUGUUUAAAAAUAACAAGUUUUAAUUCGUUGGUUAUUCUCUCUGUUAGUGGGGAAAAUAAUUCAGACACUUGUAAUAGCUGGGGGAAAACAGAAUUAACUCUUGACCAGUUUUCAAAAACAUUUCAUAUUUUUAAUUUGCAAUUAAUUCUUAUUCUCUUCUCUUGCAUGAUAUAAGCAGCUGAGAGCAAUGCCUCAAAUAACCAGAAAUGACCUUUUGUUUGUUGAUACAAAUUGUAUCUCUUUUUCUUGAUUGUAUAAAAACUGUGUAUAAAAAAAAAAUAAUCUCUAGAUUAACUUCAGUAUUACAUUUUCACCACAAUGUUUGUGACACCAUGUGUCACAGGGAAGUAGCCCAUGAAUAAUUAUGGAUUUUUUUAUUUAAAAUGGGCACUUGUAGUUUAUAGACAAACAGGGACAACUUUUCAGAACCAGGUUAUUAUGUGCACAAAUACUGUGUGUACACCUCAAAGCAUUACAUAGGUAUCUUCAGUCUAUUUAUUAAGCAGAUACAUUCUUGCACUAAACUUUAUGUAAAAAUGUUGCUGUUAACUCAUCUGCAUGUGUUUAAAAUGUAACAGUAAUUGCUAUAGACCCUAUUUUAUUCUAACCAAUUAAUUUAUAAAUUAUUUAGGUAUGAGAUGAAGUUUAUUGUGCACUCAUGUUUUCCAUCUUGCAUGGAAUUAAAUAUUUGUAUGCAGAAAAAUGUUUGUUCCAUUUUUCUCCAUUUAUAAAGACAAGCUAUUUUAAGAGAGGAUUAGUGGAUGAUUUUGAUGUUUCCUAAUGUGGAAAACUCAACGGAGAUUUCUGUAUGAAGUGCUGGGUGGCUGAUGGAGAUACCCAUUUUUGUUGGAUUUGUCCAGUCAUUUUAAUUUUCACUAACCUUUGUUUUAUUGAUGGAAGAAUUCCUUUUGAAACAAUGGGAAUGCUGUGAGAACACAAACCCAGCAUACAAUUUCCCUAAGGCACUUCAGAGGCAAAUUGUCUUAUUCUGAGAAGCUAUUGGCAUCUCCGUGCAUAGUGACAGAAUUGGCAGUGCAGCCUCGUGGAAACAACCUGCAAAUUUUGUGCUUGUUUAGUCCUCCUUAGAGGUGAUGCAACUUUUCUAUGUGAUGUAGUCUUUCCUGAUCAACUACUUUAAGUGAUAAUUUGGUCAUCCACACCUGUUUUCAGAUAUGUUUACAAGACAGUUCAAGACACUGACACAUUCAUUAAUCUUGAGCGCAUAAGCUUGGAUUUCUUCUUACAUGGAAGAGUUGAUCUUAUUAACACCUGAUCAUAACUGUCUAUAUUGUAAAUACAAGACUUUGUAUAAGUGCUCUUUUUUAGAGCAUGGUAUUUAAAUGUUUUUAAAACUGUAAAAGAACAGUUCUAGAAACUAUAUUUUAAUAAAAUCCAUGAAAAAACAAUUCUAGAUGAGGGGGGAAAAAAAGUGUGAAGGUAAAACCAUGGACUACUGCAGUUGAUAAGAGCUGAGCAGUAGAUUUUAGUGCUUUACUGGGGCCAGAGCAUUCUCUGGGAGUUCUGAUUUACUUACUUUCAUCUUCAGCUAUAUUACUUUCACAUAAUUUGUCACUUAAAAGUGUGUAACUUUAAAUUCAUAAAUCAAAAACCAAAUGCUUUAUGGGAUGUCAGUCUAAAUGAUUUCAUGUUUUUUGUAAGAAUUACAUGUCAGUAAUAUAGUAAAUUGUACACGAUUUCACUGCUGUUAGUCCUGUUGUUGUCAUAUUGAGCUGCAGUAGUUGGCUUUAUUCAUUUGUAGAAUUAAACAUUACUGUUUAAUUGUUGUAAAAUUUUAUAAAUCUCUUUGGGUUUUUUUGGUUGACCCAAAUAUAAUGUAAGUCUUAAUGACAAAAUGAGUGAAAAUGGAUGUUAAACCAGUAUGUGGUAUUCUUAAAUCUCUGUAGUGGUAAGUGGGCACUGCUCUAGUUGCUGCAGCAUGUCAUUUAUUUACUAGCAUGAGUCUGUUUAGCUUUUGUAAAAAUGCUUUAGCUGUAAAGUUAAAAAUAGGUGUGGAGUAUGGUUGCUUAGAACAAGCAGAAGGAGCUUCAUUAAAAAAAAAACCAAAACAAAAACAAACAAAACAAAAAACAUCUAAGUAGGUGAGUUUCCCCCUACAUACUUCUAAUGCCAGUUUGUCCCAGAUUUUGUAUUUUGGCAUUUUGUUCGAAUAAAAAAGUUAAAAAUA